Messenger RNA from Anopheles marshallii, 2688 nucleotides. It is a transcript of the gene LeuRS-m, whose product is annotated as leucine--tRNA ligase, mitochondrial. The record is from RefSeq and is a predicted model, not a curated record. Gene Ontology annotation, biological process: leucyl-tRNA aminoacylation; mitochondrial translation. Gene Ontology annotation, molecular function: ATP binding; leucine-tRNA ligase activity. NCBI's taxonomy places the organism in Eukaryota, Metazoa, Arthropoda, Insecta, Diptera, Culicidae. Gene Ontology annotation, cellular component: mitochondrion. The transcript has 4 exons. The coding region runs from base 1 to 2688 and encodes 895 amino acids.
AUGCGUUUUCCUCGCGGUUCAUGUUUGGGACGAUGGCUAAAAGGGCAAAGAAGUUUCUGUUCCAUCGUUGGAGAUUUGACGACAUAUCGGGAGCUGUCCCCUGAAAUGAAACAUCAGAUGGAACAGAAGUGGCACAACAAGCUAGGAGAUUAUCGCUUUGACCCAUUUGACACGACCAAGCCCAAACGUUACGUGCUCGCAAUGUUUCCGUACCCUUCCGGCAACCUGCACAUGGGUCACGUCCGCGUGUACACAAUUAGUGACGCAAUGGCGCGGUUUUACCGGCUCAAAGGUGCUAACGUACUGCAUCCGAUGGGUUGGGAUGCGUUCGGUUUGCCGGCGGAAAACGCUGCCAUACAGCGACGAAUUCCAGCCGACACGUGGACCCACCGGAACAUAGGGGAGAUGCGCAAACAGCUUGAAAUGUUGGCCUUCAGUUUCGAUUGGGAGCGUGAAUUUGCUACCUGUGAGCCGGAAUACUAUCGCUGGACCCAGCAACUGUUUUUGAUGUUGGUCAAGGAUGGGCUAGCAUACCAACGGGAAGCGCUUGUAAAUUGGGAUCCUGUCGAUGAGACGGUGCUGGCUGACGAACAGGUCGACGAUAACGGAUGCUCUUGGCGUUCCGGGGCAAAGGUCGAGAAAAAGGUGCUUCGUCAAUGGUUCGUCAGGACGACAGCAUUUGCCAAACAGUUGCUGGAGGGUUUAAGUGAUCCUGAACUGGAAGAUUGGAAGGAUAUCAUAAAGUUGCAGCGUCACUGGAUCGGCGAAUGUGAAGGCUAUUCGUUUGAGUUCCCUCUAGUUGGAGAUCAUAAAAUGAAAAGUGUUCCCGUGUGGACUCGUGAUCCGGUAGAGUUAAAAAAAGCCCUGUUCAUAGCUAUCCAUCCCACCAAUCUGUUGAACGAUGCCAAAAAGAAUGAAUGUCUGCUGGAGAGUGUCAUCGUAAAAAAUCCUUUUACCGAAGAGAUGCUUCCGGUGAUAGUAACGGAAGCGGUUCCCUUUCCAGAGGGAUGUGACACUUAUCUAGCCGUUGAUAGUGAACAGAAUCGUAAACUAGCGGUAAAAAGUGGUUUAAAUUUAGAUUUAGCACCAAACAGAGACGAAGAAAAGGAAACUGCCGUCAAGGAAAUACUUGAACAAGGUAUCGGUCAAGGAAUCGGUGGCCACCCGGUUAGUUCAAAGUUACGCGAUUGGCUCAUUUCCCGUCAACGGUUUUGGGGUACACCGAUACCGAUUAUUCAUUGUCCCAGUUGCGGGACGGUACCAGUACCGGAACAAGACCUUCCCGUACAAUUGCCAACCGAUUCUGUUGGAGUUCCGCUGGCGCAGAAUGAACAAUGGCUAAGGGUAAAUUGUCCCUCCUGUCAGCGUACGGACUGUCGUCGGGAAUCUGACACCAUGGACACGUUCGUCGAUAGUUCUUGGUACUUUUUGCGUUUCAUCGAUGCCCACAACAAGAAGCAGAUGUUCGAUCGUACCCUCGCUCAUCGCUUAAUGCCAGUGGAUCUUUACGUUGGUGGCAAGGAACAUGCCGUGCUGCACCUCUACUAUGCACGGUUUGUGGCCCACUAUCUGCACAGUAAAGGACUUCUACCCACACCGGAACCGUUUAAGCGGUUGCUCGUUCAGGGCAUGGUGAUGGGCCGCUCGUAUCGUGUGGUUAACAAUGGGAAAUACAUUCCAGCAGAGGAGGUAGAAGUGUUGGAUGAAAAGCACAGCAAAGCGAUCGAACGGGCGACAGGCGAACCGGUUACAAUGCUGUGGGAAAAGAUGUCCAAAUCGAAGCUAAAUGGUGUCGAUCCGUUGGAAGUUUUGAGAGAGCAUGGAUGUGACACGUUACGACUGAUCCUGUUAGCUGAUGUAGCACCAACUUCCCAUCGUAACUGGUCCGAAGCGACUUUCCCGGGCAUCUUAAACUGGCAAAAGCGACUCUGGAUGACGAUGCACGACUUUCGGGAGCUUCGUGCAAAAGUCAAUCCCGAAUCUGCCGAACCCCCUGCAACGGAAGAGUUCACGGAACAGGAACACAAAUUGUGGGACGCUCGUAAUUAUUUUACGGCCGGCGCUACCUUCAACUACCGACAUUCGCACCAGCUAAGUGUGGGCAUUUCGAAGAUGCAAGGUCUUACGAACGCUAUUCGACGCGCUCCACCAGAUGUGGUUACGUUCGGGCGACAGUACGAGCGUGCACUUGCCGCCCAGAUCGUUAUGCUCGCCCCAAUGGCACCGCAUUUCGCAGCGGAACUUUGGCACCAGCUCGUUACUGCGCCGCAUCGAGUGGAAGAGCGAGAUGCAUCAAGCGGUUGCGUACUGCAAUGGGAUGGUACGGUGUUCGACCAGCGUUGGCCAGAGAUAGACGAAGAUUUCCCACUUGAUCUUACCUUUAAGAUAAAUGGUGCCGAAUGUUGCAUACUCAAAAUCCCGGCCAAGCGCUUCAAUCAGCUAACGCACCAGGAAUCGCUCGAUUUAGCACUACGUCAGGAACCUAUAGUAAAGUUGAUUGGAAAUCGGCCACUCCGGACGAGCGAUUUCGUGCUAUAUCCCAGCUGCGAAGCAGCACUCAAUGUAGAUCUCGAUCGUGCCAUCCUCGCGGAGGGACAAGACGACCAGGAUGCGACCAAGAGUAAAAAGGAAAAGAAAGAUAAGAAGUUGAAGAAGAAAAAGUCGCUACAAGUGCUUCACAUUGGGUGA